UUUUUUAUAAUUUCAGGUAAACGAAUUAAGAAUCUUUUGGAUAUUAGCUACAAUCUUACAAUGCCUAAAGCAAAAAAGUCUGCUGCCAAAACUUCGGAUGCUGUCGACGAUAUUGACUCAAUCCUUAAGGAUAUUGAGAUGAAAUCGAAUGAAGCAGCUUCAAAGCAAAAGGGGAAGAAGAAAGGAAAGAAGGAAGUUUUGGCUAAUGAAGUUGAUGAGAAAGUUGUUGAGGAAAGUGAGGAGGUCGUUGAUGGGGUUAUUAAAGACAUGUUGCCGGAAAACUGGGCUACUGAAAUUAAUGGAAUGAAGCCGAUAGAUCAGCAAUUUGUUGAGGGGGAUUUUCCUAUUGGACAGAUUUGUGAAUAUCGUUAUAAUAUGGACGACAGAACCGCCAUCAAUCGCAUUACCAACGAAGAGAAAAAAGCUUUGGAUACCAGUUAUGAGGACAUUUAUAAAGAUUUUAGAAGAGCCGCGGAGUCGCAUAGACAGACACGAAAAUAUGUUAAAUCGUGGAUAAAGCCGGGAAUGAAGCUUUUUGAUAUUUGUGAGCGUCUUGAAGCACACAGCCGUCGAAUGAUUAAUGAGAAUGGAUUGGCUUCAGGUCUUGCUUUCCCAACAGGAUGUUCAAUUAAUCAUUGUGCAGCGCAUUACACACCAAAUGCUGGGGAUGAUACUGUUUUGGGGCCUUCUGAUAUUGUUAAGAUUGAUUACGGAACUCAUGUAAAUGGACGUAUAAUUGAUUGUGCGUUUACUUUGACAUAUGAUUCUAAAUUCGAUACUCUUCUAAAUGCUGUGAAAGAGGCUACAGAAACUGGAAUUCGUGAAGCUGGAAUUGAUGUUCGACUUUGUGAUAUUGGCGAGGCUAUUGAAGAGGUAAUGACUUCAUACGAAUUGGAAUUAAAUGGAAAAACUUAUCCAAUUAAACCAAUUAGAAAUCUUAAUGGCCACUCAAUUGGGCCCUAUCGUAUACAUGCUGGAAAAACAGUUCCAAUUGUUAAAGGUGGAGAACAAGUAAAAAUGGAGGAAAAUGAAGUGUUUGCCAUCGAGACUUUUGGAAGUACUGGAAGAGGUUACGUUCAUGAUGAUAUGGAAGUUAGUCAUUAUAUGAAGAAUUUUGAAAUGCAUGAUGAACAUGUUCCUUUAAGAUUGGCUCGAAGCAAAAAACUUCUCUCAUUAAUUAACAAAAAUUUUGGGACAUUAGCUUUCUGUCGGCGUUGGAUUGAUCGUUUGGGCGAAACUAAAUAUUUGAUGUCAUUAAAAGAUCUUUGCGAUAAAGGAAUUGUGACACCUUAUCCACCACUUUGUGAUCAGAAAGGAUGUUAUACGGCACAGUGGGAACAUACUAUUCUUUUACGUCCAACAUGUAAAGAAGUGGUUAGUCGUGGCGAGGAUUAUUAG
Messenger RNA from Meloidogyne enterolobii, 1398 nucleotides. The record is from the annotation of a GenBank genome assembly. Lineage: Eukaryota; Metazoa; Nematoda; Chromadorea; Rhabditida; Meloidogynidae.